This is a messenger RNA of Fusarium vanettenii 77-13-4, 4441 nucleotides long. RefSeq lists its product as uncharacterized. Gene Ontology annotation, molecular function: protein binding. The record is from RefSeq and is a predicted model, not a curated record. The coding region runs from base 12 to 4256 and encodes 1414 amino acids. NCBI's taxonomy places the organism in Eukaryota, Fungi, Ascomycota, Sordariomycetes, Hypocreales, Nectriaceae. The transcript is spliced from 8 exons.
GGUUUUCCCCGAUGGCCGCCAACGCGAAGGAUGGGUUCACGAGGGCCCUGGACGGCUUCCGAACAACCCUCACUCCGCAGCAGCAGAAAGACUUCUCUUUCAACACCCUUCAGGAUGUCCAGGCCAGGAUUCAGAGCAUACAGGCUCGAUACGGCCCCGAGAAGAAAUUUCGGAACAUGAAGCGACUCUCCAAGUUUCUGGAUGGAAUGAAACAAGUCGAAGAACUUGUUACCAUCUUUCUCAACGUCCAUGAAGUCGUGGCCUUUGUUUGGGGCCCCAUCAAAUUCGCAUUGAUGAUUGCGAGCAACCGACUUGAAACCCUCGAGCUAUUGCUUGAUACAUAUGUCGAAAUCGGAGAAGUCAUCCCCAGCCUGGGCCAGUACGAACAGAUGUUUAAGAGUUAUCCCUAUCUUAGGGAGGUUCUUGAGCGUUGUUUUCACGAUAUACUCGAAUUUCACAAAGAAGCUCUCGACGUUUUUUCAACGACAGGUUGGAAGAGAUACUUCGAUUGUGCUUGGAAUACGUUCAAGACACGCUGCAAGCCCAUAAUUGACAGCCUCAAGCGUCACCGAACUCUUUUGUCUGACGAGAAGCUCACUGCUGCUGUCAUCGAAGUUCAAGAAGGCCGCCGUGAGACUCAGGACUUUCGCGAGAUGGUGGAGGCAAGAUUCAGCAACAUUUCAAGGCAACUCGAAGCAGACUUAGAGAAGAGGUCCAGAAAGGAUAUCGAGGAGAGGAAAGAUUCCCUAUUGCAGGCACGGCGCAUCAUCUCCUCACAACUAUCCCCCGGAAACUACGAAGAUGAUCAGCGAUCUGCUUUCUCUCAGUUUUUCUCAUCUCCUUCGGGAGACUGGGUGCUCCACGAACCAAGAUUCCAAGAGUGGCUUCAAUCUUCUAACGGCCAGGUCCUCUACCUCCAUGGGAUGCCAGGAGCAGGUGUUGUCAACUACUUGCAGUCUCAAAAAGACACGCUGAAGGGGCCAAUUCUCUACUUUUAUUUCAAAAGCCGCCAAGAGGACAAGAGGUCGAUGGGCGGCAUGCUUCGUGCCCUUCUUAAGCAGCUCAUCCACCAAGAAGACAGUGCUGCUGACUAUGUACGCGAAAGGUGGUCUUCAGCGAGCGAGUCUGACUUGACGUCUCUCCCUGUGCUUCAAGAGUUGGUACAGGAUUGUCUUGCUACCCAACAAGGAGGAACCAUCGUCCUAGAUGGACUUGAUGAGUGUCAAGAUGAAAGGAGUACCUGCCAAGAGCCUCGAAUGAUUAUUGACUGGCUUCAUCAAAAUCUCAUCUCGGAGGCUCGAUUGCACGGCUACCCUAUCCGAGUCUUGUUAUCUAGCCAACAUGUCGACUUUCUAGAAAAGGAGUUGACUGAAUACCCCAGCAUCAGGUUGGAUCAAAAUGCGGGACAUCUUCACAACCUCCGGGCAUACGCCAAGUCCAAGGCGUCCGGGAUUCAAGAGAGGUUCUUCCUGACAGACUCUAAGCGGGAUAGCAUUACUGAGAAGGUUUCGGCUUUAUCAAAUGGGUUUUUCCUAUAUGCAAGAGUUGUACUGGACAAUCUCAUGGAACAAGGUUCCCAGAGUGAACUUGACGAAGAACUCGAUACGCAAAACUUCCCAGAGGACCUCGAAGCCGCCUAUGAACGUGUUGUCAUUCGCGUUCUUCACCAUGGAAGCAGGUCCAAAAAGGCAGCCGCAUUGAAAAUUCUUGGUUGGAUGACAUGUGCAGCCAGGCCACUACACUGGAGAGAGAUUCAAUCUCUGUUUUGCAUUGACCCAGAACGUGGUGAAUGCAUUCCCGGGCGCUGGCGUGUGGAUAGUUGCAGGGAUCUUUGCAGCUCACUUGUCGAAGAAGACCUACCCGAUCAAGAGAAAGGAGAAGUACGAGAGCCAGUUGUAAGGCUUGUUCACAACACUGCAGGAGGUUAUCUUGUCCAUACUGGGUGCAUCAAUCUACUAGACGCACAUGCUAGCAUGGCACUGUUCUGCUCGCAGUAUCUGGCAUCCCAACCAUUUCAAGAUGGUCCACGAGCCGAAACUAUCCAAGAAUUCGCCAAAACCGGGUACUACGGCUUACUGGAUUAUGCCGUGACAUCAUGGACCCAUCACCUUGCCCUCGUUUCCAAAGAUUCAUCUUCACUCCAGGCCGACACACUCUCAAAUCUUACUUCUCGGAUAACAUGCACACUCGAAUCUUACGAGAUUCCCUACCGCGGAUCGUCUGGGGAUGAGGUCACUUUGCAGAGCAUUGAAGAAAUGCUCAAGGCGUUCCUCGUCAACGGCAGGAAGUGCCCGUUUGAGAGCCGGAUUUCGACCAUCCGGAAUGCUAUAGAAUCCAUUCACCUUUCAGACCUGGCCGACGACGCAAGAUCCAUCUUUCUCAGACUCAACGGGGCGUCUUGCUUCAAAUGCCCAAAACGAGACUGUCACAACUUCAGAGUUGGGUUUUCAAGUUGGAAGAACCGAGGUGAUCACGUCAAACGCCACGAGAGGCUUUUUAGGUGCUCGGAUGGAAGCUGCUAUCGUGCCAUGGUUGGCUUUCCGUCUCUGUCUGAUCUUCAGAGUCAUACACGACGAAGCCAUCCUACGCCUGUCCCCUCGGCUUUGUUUUCGAACCCAAGGGCAACUAGACCCCGGGACAUCUUUGAUGCUUGUACCAAAGGAGACUUGGAGCAAGUAAGGGCUUAUGUUGAACAAGGGGUCGAUGCCAAUGCGCCAAGUAAGCCCAGAGGUAAAUGGACACCUUUUCGAUUGGCAGCGAAACACAGACAACACCACAUUUGCCAGUUUCUGAUUGAGACAGGGGCUGUGCAAGCCCUUGGGCAGGACCAUCGAUCAGCUUUGAGUUGUGCCAUGGGGGAAGAUGAUCACGAGCUUGUUCCUCUGAUUGUCCAUGCUGCUACUGCGGAAACAAAAGCGCGUUUCGUGGAGGGUGGAGAGCUCAGUUGGAGGAUUGACACUUUUCUGGUCGGAAGGGCCGUUGAUGAUGGCCAGAUGCUUCAAGCUCUCCUCUCCCUGUGUGACCUGAUCCCAGCCGAAAGUUUUCCGGACUCAUUAAGGCCAGAAAAGUUACUCUACAACGCCAUUCGGGGGUCGGACUCAGUCUCCAAUUUCGAGGUCAUCCUGAACUGGGCUACGUCAUACGGCCCAAAACUCGGCUUGAUAGAUGCCACGCCUGACUGUCAUUCGAUAACCGAGAAGCGCUAUGCUCUGAUCACGAAGAGAUACGAGGAUAAUGAUUCUCUCUUACAUCUUGCAAGCUUCUUUGGAAGGGUUUCUAUCACGCGCCAUCUACUGCAUCAAUUGAGGCAGCCAGAUAUUACCGCAACGAACGCCAAUGGCAACACACCCUUGCAUGAACUGGCCCGUAUCAUAUGGCCUGCCAGGGUACAAGACAUGGCAACACUCCUAGUCGAGGCAGACAAUGGUGCCACUGCAAAUAUGGAAAACAACAAUGGCCAGCUCCCGAUCCACAUUGCCUGCGAAAAUAGGCAAGAGAGAACGGCGGUGGUUCUUGCCAGCCAUACCCAUGAUCUCGACUCGGGGGACUCGGAAGGCAACACUGUACUCAUCUACGCCGUGAAGACAAACAUGACCCAAGCAGUAGAGGCACUUCUUGAGACAAAACGCGUAGACGUUUGCAGGCUGAAUCACAAUGGGGAGACAGCCUCCGACUUGGCGCUUCAGCAAAAGGAUACCGCCAUACUCCAGUUAUUGCACGCAUAUCAUCACGCGGCUGUUCCUCGGAAAGACCCAACAGAACUUUUUGGGAAAGACCCUUACAAAUAUUGCAUCAGAACUCAACAACGGGAGCUGUUGGCGCGCAUUGAGGAGCUCUUGGGCCCUGACAUGUACGACGCAUGGUCUAGACUUACAUCUCCAGUCCCAUCAUCUAUCACAGCCAACAAUGUACAACGCUUUCUCUCAUCCGACUGUUUUCUCACAGUAAAGGCCUUCUUGUCAUCUGGGAAACUCUACUAUCCUGAAAGUGAGCUGGGCGAUCUGUGGAAGCGAGUCGAGAGGGACGAGGAUGACGAGCUUCGGGCAUUGGUGCUUCUUCAGGGGGAGUUUCCUCAAGAUGUCUGGAAAAGGGAGUUGCCUUUGGUGAAGAAGCUUUUGCAGGACGGGUCCCCUGAUUCUUUUCUGAUGAGGCUUAUAAAGAUUGAUUGGUAUGCCCACCAAGUCCUCAUUAGCCAGGCCGAAGCCCAGGAGUGUGAGGAGCUGUUGGAGUUAUUGCCACCACCACAGGAUGAAUGAAUCGCAGGGAUGUUUCUUGUUUCCGAGUCAGCCUAACAAUGAAUUCAACUUCUACUGUGAGUGAAGCUGAAUGCUCGAAAAACAAUUCUGGCCUGAGUGUGAGGAUGUUUUGACCCGCAUGGGAUAAGUUGCUAACUUUCCCAUAUAAAUAAUCUUGUCUCGUAUGAGGCGACGUUGAAAAAUUG